AGGGUAUCUCUCAUCUUCACGCGACGCACCCCUCUUUUUUAUUUUUAUUUGUAGUUUUCUUUUCCGCAGAGGAGAAGCGACCGGAUCAGAGAGAUGAAGAUUUUCGUGAAGACAUUGAAGGGUACUCACUUCGAGAUCGAAGCGAAACCCCAAGACACUGUUGCAGAUGUUAAAAAGCAUAUAGAGACAGUCCAGGGUCCAGAUGUUUACCCAAGUGCACAACAAAUGCUUAUACAUCAGGGGAAAGUUCUUAAAGAUCCCACAACAUUAGAAGAAAACAGUGUUUCUGAAAAUAGUUUUCUUGUUAUAAUGUUGACAAAGCCGAAGGGUUCGUCGAGUGUAUCGUCAACCACGGCAGCUACACCCACAAGUCAGGCACCAGUAAUAGGUUCUUCACCACCUAAUACUUCAACUCCAGCAUCAACAAUGCCUGAAGCUCCUACAGCAACCUUGGCUCUGCCGCCUUCUUUGGCUGCACCUGCACCUACUCCAACUGCCACAACUUCGCCAACUUCUACCACUGCUGCUGCUCCAUCAACGGAACACGAUGUCUAUGGUCAAGCGGCAUCAAAUCUCGUUGCAGGAAAUAACUUUGAGGAGGCCAUUCAGCACAUACUUGACAUCGGUGGAGGAACAUGGGACAGGGACACUGUUGUCCGUGCUCUACGUGCUGCUUACAACAACCCAGAGAGAGCUGUUGAAUAUUUGUAUUCUGGUAUUCCCGAGCAAGCAGAAAUUCCUCCUGUUGCCCGAGCACCUUCAAGUGGGCAAGCUGCAAACCCUCCUUCCCAGGCUCCACAACCAGCACAGCCUGCUGUUCCGUCCACUGGACCCAAUGCAAAUCCCUUGGACCUCUUUCCUCAGGGCCUCCCAAACAUGGGUUCGAAUGCCGGUGCCGGGACCCUUGAUUUUCUACGUAACAGCCCACAGUUCCAAGCUUUGCGAGCUAUGGUGCAAGCAAACCCCCAAAUCCUGCAGCCGAUGCUUCAAGAACUAGGGAAACAAAAUCCUCACCUUAUGCGACUCAUUCAAGACCAUCAAGCAGACUUUCUUCGUCUGAUCAACGAACCCGUUGAGGGAGCAGAGGGCAAUCUACUAGGGCAGCUGGCCUCAGCAAUGCCACAGCCAGUACAAGUUACUCCUGAGGAGCGGGAAGCUAUUGAGCGUCUCGAGGCCAUGGGGUUUGAUCGAGCAAUUGUAUUGGAAGUCUUCUUUGCCUGCAACAAAAAUGAGGAGCUGGCUGCAAAUUAUCUUCUGGACCAUAUGCACGAGUUUGAGGAAUGAUAAGGGAGACGUGUGAAAUGGUUUGUGUAGUUCAUGUUCUCAUAGUCAACAAUGCCGACGUUAGUUUCGAUGAGUGGGAUGGAUGAUGGUGCUAAAGAGAUUUCCGUCUUCUUUCUUUUUAGAUUUUAAUAUAAUCUUAUGAUAAAAGAUAAUAUGCGUUGGGAAUUAUGUGUAUAAUGUUUGCACCGGAUUAUUUCACCGGUGAAGCAUCAUCUGGUCCAUUUCAUUUUUUU
This is a messenger RNA of Magnolia sinica, 1517 nucleotides long. RefSeq names its product ubiquitin receptor RAD23c-like. Gene Ontology annotation, molecular function: proteasome binding; damaged DNA binding; ubiquitin binding. Gene Ontology annotation, cellular component: nucleoplasm; cytosol. Bases 94 to 1284 code for a protein of 396 amino acids. NCBI's taxonomy places the organism in Eukaryota, Viridiplantae, Streptophyta, Magnoliopsida, Magnoliales, Magnoliaceae. The record is from RefSeq and is a predicted model, not a curated record. The transcript has 12 exons. Gene Ontology annotation, biological process: proteasome-mediated ubiquitin-dependent protein catabolic process; nucleotide-excision repair.